Messenger RNA from Fusarium keratoplasticum, 2523 nucleotides. RefSeq lists its product as uncharacterized. Gene Ontology annotation, molecular function: serine-type endopeptidase activity. Gene Ontology annotation, biological process: proteolysis. The record is from RefSeq and is a predicted model, not a curated record. NCBI's taxonomy places the organism in Eukaryota, Fungi, Ascomycota, Sordariomycetes, Hypocreales, Nectriaceae. The transcript has 5 exons. Bases 13 to 2523 code for a protein of 836 amino acids.
CACUUCUCUUCGAUGAAAUCAAAACGCAAAGUUUUGCACGCAUUGAAAAAUGCUUUGAGAGUCUUUAGGAGCCGUGAGCGAGUUCAGCAGCUAGAACAUGCCGAAACGGGUGAUGGUGCAAGUCAGCCCCUGGAGCCGGGCGAGGAAAAUUCAUUCCCAGCAACAGUAUUCUCCCAUACACUGCACUCAUUUGCAGAGGCAGAUGUCGCGCAAUUAGCUAUUUCUCAUGGUGGCGCGGUGCCGCCCGCUAUUGAGCAACAAGUGCACCAGAUGAUUGACAACCAUGGGGCAGAGCUCGAGGAGCAAAACGACACCAAUCCCCUCCCUUCGCUGGAGACACUGGACGAGUGCAAUCGGAUCUUCGACAUGGUGGAUGAUAUUGCGUCGAAAAACAAGCCUCGGGGUCUCACACCUGAGCUAGACCAUUCUGAAUCCCAGCUCAGGAGCGAGGAGUUGUUGCAGGCGCGCACUCGAGACUGCCUCCAAUUCUUCAUCAAAGGCCUUACAAAGCAACUUGGGCCGUGCGAAUUGAGUACCGACUCGAAACAUCAUCACAUCGCGAGUCUACAUCUCACAGGCUUCAGAGACCAGAUCGACGACCAGUCACAACUAUUCUUCGACUUUUAUCUAUCUUCGCGCUUUGACUGGAAGCCGUGUCGCUGGCUGGAGAGUCGAUGCAUUAUCCAAGAGACAAUAUCGCAGCCGGAGGAGCCAGGGUGUGGCCUCAUCCAGGACUGCGAGGCUGCCAAAGAACGUCUGUGUAUACUCCUGGAAGAGGGUCCAGAAGGCCGCCUCCUGCGUCAACGAGACGGAGCAUCCUGUUGGGCAUCGAUCGCCACUCCAACCGUUUCUCUUGGUACGCUGCUGGACAAUGACAAGCUAAAACGUCAAUUCCCUACCUCGGACAAUCCCAACUGCUUCCUUCCACUUCAUAGGGCAACUCUGUGCCUGAACCUAGCCCUAUCUCUGCUACAGCUCUCCCAACACGAGUGGCGACAGAUCGCAUGGUGUCCUGAAAACAUCUUCUUUCUCAAAAGCCAUUCGGGAGUCGUGGAAGAAAAAGCAAAGCCAUACUUGUCUUGGACUGUUAGGUCGACUCCUCCGAUGCAAGAUGUGACAGCUAUGGGUGAGCCUAGUUGCGAUCCCCAUCUCCUUCACUUUGGACGACUCCUGAUGGAAAUCCGUGGUUUUGAGAGAAUUCAAGCGCCAGCACGAGGGCUCGAGUUGCAGAACGCCCUGUUGAAGAUAAUUGAAGAUGGUAGAGUCUAUCUGCCCCAGGACAAUAUGUUUGUCGAAGCUGUCAAAGCCUGUUUGAGUACCGAGGGGAAGAUGGCCGCGGUCGGGGAGGGCGGCUCCAACGAAAUUCGAGACUUCAUUUACCGGAAGAUCGUCGUCAACUUGGAAUGCUCCGUCGCUGGCAGAAACGCACCGCAUGGACUGUCAAAGUCUUCAACAUUUAGGGGGCAGCCUCCAAUCAGCAGUGUCAGCAGAGCACUUAUGUCUCACUCUGACGGCCAGCGCUCAAAAUCCCCCUCCAGCCCUGAGUUAUCAAAAGCGGCCAAGACCUUUCGCACAAACAUGGAGAUUUGGCUGCAUGAGAACAUCUUGCCCCUAAGUAAUCUCAACCCGCCAGCAGAAAAUCUUUACUCUCAGCAAAAGAUCAAAAUUGCCAUCAUUGACAGUGGAGCCAGCAAGACAGACUUACGCAUUCGGGCUGCACUUCAAGCGAGGAGAAUUCGAGAAAAGAGGAACUUCCUCCCUCGGGCUGAUCCCGACGACUGGGACGAUGUUAACGGGCAUGGGACGAUUGUAACCUCACUACUACUCGAACAUGCGCCAAACGCCGAGAUAUAUAUUGCCAAGAUCACAGAUAAAGUUAAGAUCGACUCUGAGGGGCUUUUCUGCGUUGGUCGGGCUAUCAACUGGGCUAUCCAAAACUGGCAGGUUGAUAUUAUUAGCUUGUCAUUUGUGGUCGAUGAUGUCCAUGAAGGCAUCGAACAAGAGCUGGCACAGGCCAUCGAUCCCUCUUACGAGGGCCCAGGAAUCUCCAGAAAGAUCGUGUUCGCAGCGGCUGGCAACUCUGGCGGCAACGCUCCUAUCGGUUGGCCGGCAAGGAGGAAGGGUGUCAUCGCUAUCCACGCGACAGACGGGUUAGGAACAGCGACGAACACCAACCCGAACCCAGACAAGGAGGAUGACAACUUUGCGACUCUGGGCCGCGACAUCGAAACAGAAUUUACGCCUAAAGGUAGUCUGCGCAAAGAGAAGAUGUACGUCACAGGUACUUCAUUUGCUACGCCGAUUGCAGCCGCGAUUGCAGCAAACGUCCUAGAGUUCGCGAGACACAAGCUGCAUCUCAACUCGGACAGGAAGAGAACCCUCUACACUGGGGGCUGUAUGCGAAGGAUAUUCAAGAAGAUGGUCGGAGACCGGGGAGGCUAUGAUUAUUUGCAACCGUGGACGUUGUGGGAACGCGAGAAGGAUGGCAUAUGCCAAGUUAUUCUAGACGCAAUAGCCGGAUAA